AUGCCUACUUUACGGUCAUCUUCCCGGCUUAAUAGCAGCUCCUCUCCAAGCAGUGUGUCCUCCCCACUGCAAAAUGCUGUACGAGGCUCACAGAGGGCCUUGUCUGCAUCUUCUAGCUCCUCCAUCAAUGUGCCCUGUGAUGACAGAGACUCAGACCAGGCUUCAGAGUGGGAUAGUCACUCUCUGUCAGCUGAUGAAGGCAGUGACUUUGAAGAUAGCUUGAGAAGAAAUGUGAAGAAGAGAGCAGCAAAACGACCACUCAGAACAACCCCGGUGGCAAAAUACCCAAAGAAGGGGUCCCAAAGUGUACGUGGUAAUGGCCAGAAAGAAGCAGCACCACCAACCAAUGAUCUCUUUGAUGCUGUGAAAGCUGCCAAGAGUGACAUGCAGUCUUUAGUGGAUGAGUGGCUGGAUAACUACAAGCAAGAUGAGAGUGCAGGAUUCCUGGAGCUCAUUAAUUUUUUUGUCCGAUCCUGUGGAUGUAAAGGCACUGUGACCCCUGAGAUGUUCAAGAAGAUGUCCAACUCAGAGAUCAUCCAGCACCUGACAGAACAGUUCAAUGAGGACUCAGGGGACUAUCCUCUGACAGCUCCAGGUUCAUCCUGGAAGAAGUUCCAGGGAAGCUUCUGUGAGUUUGUGAGGACUUUGGUCUAUCAGUGUCAAUACAGCCUCCUCUAUGAUGGCUUUCCUAUGGACGACCUCAUCUCCCUGCUUACUGGCCUCUCAGACUCCCAGGUUCGUGCUUUCCGUCACACUAGCACUCUGGCUGCCAUGAAGCUUAUGACCUCCCUGGUAAAAGUUGCCCUUCAACUUAGUCUGCACAAAGACAAUAAUCAGCGCCAGUAUGAGGCAGAACGAAACAAGGGGCCAGAGCAGAGAGCACCUCAGCGACUGGAGAGCCUGCUGGAGAAACGCAAAGAGCUACAAGAGCAUCAAGAAGAAAUAGAGGGGAUGAUGAAUGCCAUCUUUAGGGGUGUCUUUGUUCAUCGAUACAGGGACAUCCUUCCUGAGAUCCGUGCUAUCUGCAUUGAGGAGAUUGGGUGUUGGAUGCAAAGCUACAGCACCUCUUUCCUCACUGACAGCUAUUUAAAGUACAUUGGCUGGACCCUACACGAUAAGCACCGGGAAGUCCGUCUGAAGUGCCUGAAGGCUCUGGAAGGGCUGUACAGCAACCGGGAGCUGACUGCACGCCUGGAGCUCUUCACCAGCCGCUUUAAGGACCGGAUGGUUUCCAUGGUCAUGGACAGAGAGUAUGAUGUGGCAGUAGAGGCUGUCAGGCUGCUGACUGUUAUCCUGAAGAACAUGGAUGGAGUGUUGACUGAUGCAGACUGUGAGAGUGUCUACCCUGUCGUGUAUGCCUCUAAUCGUGCCCUGGCCUCUGCUGCGGGAGAGUUUCUGUACUGGAAGCUUUUCUACCCCGAGUAUGAGGCAAGAGCAGUGGGUGGAAGAGAGCGACGCCGGAGUCCACACAUACAAAGAACUUUCUUCCACCUUCUGCUGGCCUUCUUUGUGGAGAGUGAGCUCCAUGAUCACGCUGCUUACUUAGUGGAUAGCCUGUGGGACUGUGCAGCAUCUCAGCUGAAGGACUGGGAGAGUCUGACAAGCCUACUACUGGAGAAGGAUCAGAACCUGGGCGAUGUGCAGGAGAGCACACUGAUAGAAAUCCUUGUGUCCAGUGCCCGGCAAGCUGCAGAGGGUCACCCACCCGUGGGUCGGAUCACUGGGAAGAAGGGUUUAACUGCUAAGGAACGCAAGCUCCAAGCUGAUGACAAGAUGAAGCUGGCAGAACACCUCAUCCCUUUGCUGCCUCAGCUCCUGGCCAAGUUCUCGGCGGAUGCAGAGAAGGUUACUCCCCUGCUGCAGCUACUCAACUACUUUGACCUCAGUGUCUACUGCACUCGACGCUUGGAGAAGCAUCUAGAGCUGCUCCUGCAACAACUUCAGGAAGUGGUGGUGAAGCACGUGGAGCCAGCAGUGCUUGAGGCUGGAGCACAUGCCCUCUAUCUGCUCUGUAAGCCUGAGUUCACGUUCUUCAGCCGGGUGGACUUUGCCCGCAGCCAACUAGUGGAUCUGCUGGCUGACCGCUUCCAGCAGGAGUUAGAUGAGCUACUGCAGUCAUCCUUCCUAGAUGAGGAUGAGGUGUACAGUCUGGCAGCCACGCUGAAGCGCCUCUCUGCUUUUUACAAUGCUCAUGACCUGACUCGCUGGGAACUUUACGAGCCAUGCUACAGACUCCUCCGGAAGGCUGUAGACACAGGAGAAGUUCCUCGCCAGGUUAUCCUUCCAGCCUUGACACUUGUCUAUUUUUCCAUUCUCUGGACACUAACUCACAUUUCUGAAUCAGCUGUUUCCCAGAAGCAGUUGUCGAGUCUGAAGGGCAGAAUGGUGGCCUUCUGUGAACUCUGUCAGAGCUGCCUCUCUGAUGUGGAUCAGGAGAUCCAGGAGCAGGCUUUCAUCUUACUAAGUGACCUGCUUCUCAUCUUUAGUCCUCAGAUGAUUGUAGGGGGACGGGAUUUCCUUAAGCCCCUCGUCUUUUUUCCUGAAGCUACUCUCCAAUCUGAGCUAGCCAGCUUCCUCAUGGACCAUGUCUUCCUCCAGCCUGGAGACCCAGAGAGUGGUACUCUAUUCCUGGGGUGCAGGAAGGAUCAUGCACAGAUAGAGCAGCUGCACCAGCGUCGCCGCCUCCUGGCUGGGUUCUGCAAACUGCUGCUCUAUGGGGUGCUAGAGCUGGAUGCAGCCUCAGAUGUUUUCAAGCACUACAACAAGUUCUACAACGACUAUGGGGACAUUAUCAAGGAAACAUUAACAAGAGCAAGGCAGAUUGACCGAAGUCAUUGUUCCCGAAUCCUGCUGCUGAGCCUCAAGCAGCUGUACACAGAGCUAAUGCAGGAGCAGGGUCCUCAGGGCCUGAGUGAGCUGCCAGCCUUCAUCGAGAUGAGAGACCUGGCCCGUAGGUUUGCCCUGAGCUUUGGACCCCAGCAGCUACAGAACCGAGACCUUGUAGUCAUGCUGCACAAGGAAGGCAUCAAGUUCUCCUUGUCUGAGCUUCCUCCAGCUGGCUCCUCUGAGGAACCCCCCAAUCUGGCAUUCCUUGAGCUCCUUUCAGAGUUCUCUCCCCGCCUCUUCCAUCAAGAUAAGCAGCUGCUACUGUCCUACCUGGAAAAGUGUCUGCAACGGGUCUCUCAGGCACCUAGCCCUCCCUGGGGUCCAGUGACCACCUACUGCCACUCCCUUCGCCCUAUGGAGAACACAGUAGAGGCCAACCCUCAGGGCCACCCCCGCUCCAAGAAGAGACGCAUUGAAGACUCUUACAGGCACCAGGGAGAGGAUGUCUCCUCAUCUCAGGAAGAGAGCCUACAGCUGAACAGUGUCCCACCCACACCCACACUCACCUCCACAGUGCUGAAGAACAGGCAACCACUGGGGGCAGUGGGUGACAAGGAAGAAGAAGAAGAUAGCUCAGAAUCAGAGCUCAUGCACAGCCAGCCCCUCUCAGGCACCCAGCGCUCAAAGUUCUUGGAUGCACAACAUUUUGGGACUCUGCAAGACCCGUCAGGCCCUAGUCUGGGCAACCGGCUGACCCGACUCAGCCUUAUGGAAGAGGAUGAGGAGGAAGAGUUAGGAAUUCUGGAUGAAUCAAGUGAAGAAUGGCAAGGAGCAGACAAGCAAAUUGGUAGCCCCACUUCCCCCAGUGAACAUGGGCCGGACCUCUUAGAUACUACAGAGCUGAACAUCGAG
This is a messenger RNA of Castor canadensis (American beaver), 3738 nucleotides long. NCBI's taxonomy places the organism in Eukaryota, Metazoa, Chordata, Mammalia, Rodentia, Castoridae. The record is from RefSeq and is a predicted model, not a curated record.